AUGACUUCACUUGAGUUCGACGAAGGCGCCAUUCCGAGCCUGCAGGGCAAGGUUGCCAUCAUAACCGGGGGCGCGUCGGGCAUCGGCUUCGCGGCGGCAAAGACCAUGCUGGCGAAGGAGGCGACGGUGCACAUCCUGGACGUGAACGAGCCGGACAGCGACGACGACGAGGCAAGCAACUGGCGGGAAUGGCCUCGCCUCCACUUUCACAAAUGCAACGUCGCCGACUGGGCGGACCUGCGCGCCGUCAUCGACGCCAUCGGGCCCUUCCACCUGGCGUUCGCCAACGCCGGCGUGGCCGAGAAGUCCGACUACUUCGCCGACACGUGGGACGAGUCGGGCAGGCUCGAGCUGCCGAGCCGCGCCCUGCUCGACGUCAACCUCUUCGGCGCGCUGCACACGGUGAAGCUGGCGUGGAGCUCGAUGCGGCGCCACGGGAUCCGCGGCUCCAUCGUCGUCACGGCCAGCACGACGGGCUACGCGCCCGAGGCGGCGCUGCCCGUCUACUCGAUGGGCAAGACGGCGCUCGUGGGCCUCGUGCGCGCGCUGCGGCACCGCACCGUCCUCGACGGCAUCACCAUCAACGCGGUGGCGCCGGCCGGGACGCGGACCCCGCUCAUCGCCGAGCACGUCGGCCCGCUGUCGGCACUGGGCGUGCCCUUCAGCUCGGCGCACUUUGUCGGCGUCGCGCUCGUCUACUCGGCCACGGCGUCGCAGGAGCGGCGCGUCGAGCCCUACGGCAAGGAGCACGACGCCGAUAUCUGGCGCGCCGAGCGCUGGAACGGUCGCAUUAUCUACGUCCUGGGCGACCGCUACACCGAGCUGGAGGAGGCCAUCGCCGACCUGCGCCCCUUUUGGUUUGGCAGGGAGAACCUUAGACUCACACGCUCGCAACAGGCUAUGCUGGAUAUGAGGGAGGGCGUCGACGCGCCGAGAGAGUAG
Messenger RNA from Anthostomella pinea, 942 nucleotides. The record is from the annotation of a GenBank genome assembly. NCBI's taxonomy places the organism in Eukaryota, Fungi, Ascomycota, Sordariomycetes, Xylariales, Xylariaceae.